GCUGCAUUUUCUGAUGUGUUAAUCCAGUAUUUGCAUUUACACCUAUUUCCUUCUAAGCCUAUUAUUACCGAGCUACACAUCCACUGUUUGUGCGUCCUGUAUCCUGGUAUCCUGGUAUCGAGGUGCCUUAUUUAAGAGACAAUGAGUGCAGAUGAGAUUAAAGCAUUGGUCUUUGACAUUGGCUCAAGUUCAGUGCGUGCUGGAUAUGCAGGAGAAGAUGCCCCACAGGUAGACAUUCCUUCGACAAUCGGAGUGAUUGCGGACAGGAAAGAUGGUCGCACACCUAAUGGCGAUCAAAGCAAAUAUUAUAUAGAUGCCAGCGCACUCAAUGUACCAAAAGAAAACAUGGAGGCCUACUCACCAUUCAAAGAUGGAAUGAUUGAAGACUGGGAUGGUUUUCAAACGAUUCUUGACUAUACAUACAAGAUGAUUAUCAAGUCUAAACCAAGAUUAUGCCCAACAGUGAUGUCAGAAGUAGCAUGGAAUGCUCAAGACAAACGUGAAAAGCUAAUGGAGCUGAUGUUUGAGCAUUAUGAAGUUCCUGCAUUCUUCCUUGGUAAAGGUCCAUCUCUCGUAGCAUUUGCGAAUGGUCGCACCACAGGGCUUGUAUUGGACAGCGGUUCUAAAUAUACAGCAGCUGUUCCUGUUCGGGAUGGAUAUGUUAUUCAGAAAGGGAUUGUGAAAUCACCCCUGGCAGGCGACUUCAUUACAGAACAAUGCAGACAUUUUUUUAAAGAAAGGAACAUAGAUAUAAUACCACCUUACAUGAUUGCGUCACAGGAGUCAGUGAGAGAAGGGGAACCCGCCAUUUGGGAGCAAAUAGCGCCACUUCCCCAGGUGACACAAUCCUGGCAUAAUUAUAUGUGUGAUGGUGUAAUACAGGAUUUUAAGGCCUCUGUUCUCCAGGUUUCAAAAACCAAAUUUCAUGAAAAGAUAGCAGCUAAGGAACCAGAUGUUCAUUAUCAGUUUCCCAAUGGCUACAACUGUAAGUUUGGAACAGAGCGCCUUCAAAUCCCCGAAGGACUGUUUGAUCCCUCUAAUGUAAAAGGCCUGUCUGAUAAUAACAUGCUCAGUCUCACCGAUGUUGUGAUACAAAGUAUUGAACUGUGCGAUGCCGAUAUUAAAAAGGCAUUAUAUAGCAGCGUGCUGGUGACUGGCGGCAAUUCCUUAAUAGAAGGAUAUACAGAGAGACUAAGAAAAGACCUGUUUUCGAAAGUGGCUCAGGAAAUGAAUCUAAAAGUGUUCUCCAAAAAACCCCCAGUGGAAAGGAAGAAUAAUGUAUGGUUUGGUGGAUCUACUCUUGCUGCUUUGCCAUCCUUCCCACAACUGUGCAUUUCAAAACAAGAAUAUGAAGAAGGAGGAAGACAGUGCUUGGCGAAAAAAUGCCCAUAGUAUCUUCCAAGAAUAUGAUUUUUUUUUCCCUGCUCAUUUUUAACACUAUGCUAAGAUUCUCUACAAACAUAGUGCAAUAUAGCUGUAAGCUUAUCUUCAAAAUCGACUGUGUUGCUUUGUCCUUAGGUUACUUUGUAAUUUUCUUUUGCUUGUGCUAGAAUAAAUGAUAAUAAGCAUGCAGUUGAAAUGUGCCUUUAAAUGCCCAAAGGAAAUAAAUCUAGGUAUAUGUAUACCACACA
Molecule: messenger RNA, 1631 nt
Organism: Pelobates fuscus (common spadefoot toad)
Lineage: Eukaryota; Metazoa; Chordata; Amphibia; Anura; Pelobatidae
Product: actin-like protein 6A
Exons: 14
Coding region: 142-1392 (416 amino acids)
Biological process (GO): chromatin remodeling; regulation of transcription by RNA polymerase II; nervous system development
Cellular component (GO): SWI/SNF complex; NuA4 histone acetyltransferase complex
Molecular function (GO): chromatin binding
Source: RefSeq, a predicted model, not a curated record